AUGAUGACAUACCGUAUAAUUAUAUUUUUGUUGGUUAUUUUUUCAAUUCAAGGAAUAUUUGGUAAACAAUGUUUGAGUGAUCAAUGGCCACCAAAACCAGAUCGAGUAGUACCAACACAUAUUGUUAAUUUAGAUUCACCACCUAUCGAACGUUGGCAAGAAAUUGCAACUAUAUACAAAUCUGAAAUUAUUGAUUUGGUUGAUUAUAUCAAACAAUUUGUUCUCUCAAUUUCACCUGAACUACAAUUUCUAGUCAGUCUUGUCGAUACUAAACUGCCGGCUAUGGCUGAUACAUUACCAGCUCCGUAUGGUGAUGAAAUGAAGGGUAUUAGUCAAGCAACUGGAAUACCAUUGGAAGAUCAAUAUGGUAAUAUUCUUCAUGGACGAAAUCUUGACUUUGGACUUUUAUUGGGUUGGGAUAUGUUAAAUAAUACAUGGACAUUAUCAGAAAAGUUACGUCCAUUGAUUACACAAGUAAAUUUUACUCAAAAUGGUCAAGUUCUUUUCAGAACAACAAGCUUUGCUGGAUACAUUGGUGUUAUAACAGGCGUAAGACCAGGUAUUUUUAGUAUAUCGAUGAAUGAACGUUAUGGUUUUAAAGGUGGCUAUAUUGGCUUAAUUGAAUGGAUAUUUAAUAUUAAUCGUAAACAAUCAUUUGUUACAUUUGCUAUGCGUGACAUGUUAACAACAUCAGAAAGUUACGAUGAAGCUGUUAAAUAUUUAACUGAAGUUAAACUUACAGCUCCAUGCUAUUAUAUUCUUGCUGGACCAGAAUCGAAACAAGGAGUUAUUAUUACUCGCUCACGUAAUAGUUCAGAUGAUAUUAAACCAUUAGGUAAAGAUAAUUUAUGGUUUUUGAUCGAAACAAAUUAUGAUAAUUGGAAAAAACCACCUUUCUUUGAUGAUCGUAUAACACCAUGUAUCGAAUGUAUGGAAAGUAAAGGAAGAAAUCAAGUUACUUUCGAAUCAUUGUUUAAUGUUUUUUCUUCACGACCAGUGCUUAAUAAAUUGACUGUAUAUACGGCUUUGAUGGAACCAGCAACUGGUCGAUUGGAAUCCUAUUUUCAAUAUUGUCGUGAUGAAGAAGCACCAUGUGCACCUUGGUAG
Molecule: messenger RNA, 1107 nt
Organism: Rotaria sp. Silwood2
Lineage: Eukaryota; Metazoa; Rotifera; Eurotatoria; Philodinida; Philodinidae
Source: the annotation of a GenBank genome assembly